Molecule: messenger RNA, 2344 nt
Organism: Gambusia affinis (western mosquitofish)
Lineage: Eukaryota; Metazoa; Chordata; Actinopteri; Cyprinodontiformes; Poeciliidae
Gene: ubald1a
Product: UBA-like domain containing 1a
Exons: 3
Coding region: 237-722 (161 amino acids)
Molecular function (GO): protein binding
Source: RefSeq, a predicted model, not a curated record
GCUCUGCGUGGAUUGGCUGCGUCAUCGUGUCAGUCAGGCCCAGGUCCUUCCUUACCGCUCCUACAGUAAAUAUUUGUGUUUGCUCAACCGGCUGUAAUGGUGGACGAGUGAGGCAGAGUGCGACGGGAUCCAACAAAAGAGCAGAAGGAGGAGAAAUAAACGCCGAGCGUUGGAAAGUCUGCCUCAGAGCCAGCUGCCGCCACUUCUAGGAGGAAACGGACGGGCUUCGGUCAAAAAUGGAUGAACUCAAACAUCAAGUGAUGAUUAACCAGUUCGUCCUGACGGCGGGUUGUGCGGCAGACCAAGCGAAGCAGCUCCUGCAAGCGGCACACUGGCAGUUUGAGACUGCCCUCAGUGCCUUUUUUCAAGAAACAAAUAUUCCAUAUGGCCAUCAUCAUCAAAUGAUGUGCACCCCCGCCAACACGCCGGCCACGCCCCCCAACUUCCCCGACGCGUUGACCAUGUUCUCCCGGCUGAAAGCCUCCGAGAGCUUCGCCAGCAGCGCCGGCAGCCCCAUGGCCGUCUCCAUGGCGACCUCGCCGCCGCCACCCCAGGCGGGCAGCUGGGGAGCGACGCCCGGCGCGCCCAACGCGCCGCAACCGCAGCAGGGACUCUGGACUCCGCCCCCCACGCAGCCAUGCCCGCCCCCCUGGCCCAUGGGCGUCGCCCCACACGCGGGCGCCGAGCAGAAGGCCAGCGUCGCCAUGGAGGCGGAGAGAUGAAGGACUGGAAACGGCCCCCCGCCGCCUCGCUGUUGUCAUGGCGACGGUGAGAGGGGGGAGCGGGGUGGGUGGGUGGCAAUAAUGGGUAGAAACGGGAUUAGGUCGAAAAAAAUCUACGCAAACCAAGAAAAACUGAUUUAUGGAGGAAUAAAGAGAAAAAGGAUUCUAGUUUCAUUACCAAUAAAGAUUCCAACAAGAUAUUCAAGUACAAAACAGAAAUUUAAAAAUGUCACGCCCAAGGAUUCUCCACCAUGUUCAAGGACUUUCAAGGACUUUCAAGGCAGCAAGUCUUUUUGUUUUCCAGCCGGUGUUUUUUUUUACUCACUGCUGUUCUAUGUUCCUGCGACCAUCUGUGCUGCAUGAGGAAACAGCGAGGCACUGAUUGUUUUAAUUCUUUAAGAUUCAGAUUUGAUCACCAACUGGUGGCGCGUGGGACGCAUGUGGGACGCAUGAGAGCGAGUGAACGGUCAGCCUGUAAUCAGACGUGUAUUCAUAAAGUUCCAGUGUGUCUAUAUAUAUAUAUAUAUAUAUAUAUAUAUAUAUAUAAAUUAAUGUAAAUGCAUAAUUUAGGGUUUAGCAGGAAACAAAACACCUCCAUAUCUGUCAGGGGGGGGGACCUCUUCUCUCUUGACCUGGUGGUCACCUGACUUCUCUCAGCCAAUCAGGGAUUGUUCUUCAACCAGCUGACUCUCUUUUCACCGUUUCACCUGGACUGCAGGAGGCUUCAAGGCAACAAAUCGUCCUUUCUAUCUCAUUGUUUCUUAUGACGUUUUAUUUGUGGAGAGGCGGGAGGCCCAGGAAGUGGGCGGGGCUUUAGGUUGACCUUUUGUAAACGUGAAACAGUCGCAGCUAAAAUGACUAGAGAUUAAAAACGAGACUACUCCAUCUUUUUAAACAGAAAUGCCACUUUUUGCAUGACGUGUUCACAACGUGUAACAUCUUUUGUAGAAAGCAUACGGGAGGCGUGUUUCAUGAGGGGGCGGGGCUUAUUGCGGGAGGGCGGGGCUUAUGGCGGGGGUGUUCCCAUUAAUGAGCAGCAGAAUCUGGCUGUAAAAAGUCCAAAUUAAACAGAAAUGUGAGUGUAGGACUGAAAACGGCCAGCUGGGGGAGUCGGAGGCACUACAGACUACUUUCAGGGACAGGAUGACGCCCCUCCCCUGCCUGUUGCUGGACUGGAGGCUUCUGAAGGCGACCAGCUGCUGGUGCGCUCAUACUGCCGAGGAACGCUUCGGGAACAACCCUCAAAAAAUCGCAAUAUUUUGAAAGCAGGUUCUGCAGUUUUGAUUUUGACUUUGAUCAGAGACUUUAAAAUGAAAUAUUUUAAAUAGCUUAGGGUCUUUUUUUUAAGAAUAAAAAUUAUGGACAUAUUGAUGAGGAAUAACCAUCAUCCUGUUUCUUUAGACUAAAAUCUGGGAUGUGACCCAUUUUUCCCAAAGUUUGGUUCCUUAUUUGGUUGAGUCAGUUUGUGGGCGGGGCCUAAUGUUCCUAAUGGUUUCUCAUGUAUGUUUCCCCCGUUGUAUGACUGUAUGAGACCAUUCCCACAAUAUUUGUGGACUACCUGAUAAAUAACUUAUCAUUUUUGUGAACCUAAAUAAAUAUUGUAUGUCAACCUCUUCAGGAAA